Limanda limanda (common dab) is the source of this 969-nucleotide messenger RNA. RefSeq names its product paired-like homeodomain 1 (gene pitx1). Gene Ontology annotation, biological process: regulation of transcription by RNA polymerase II; anatomical structure morphogenesis. The record is from RefSeq and is a predicted model, not a curated record. NCBI's taxonomy places the organism in Eukaryota, Metazoa, Chordata, Actinopteri, Pleuronectiformes, Pleuronectidae. The transcript is spliced from 4 exons. Gene Ontology annotation, cellular component: nucleus. The coding region runs from base 1 to 969 and encodes 322 amino acids. Gene Ontology annotation, molecular function: DNA-binding transcription factor activity, RNA polymerase II-specific; RNA polymerase II cis-regulatory region sequence-specific DNA binding.
AUGGAAAUGAAUCUGUCAAAGAAUGUGAUUUCUUGUGGGGACGCAGGUGGGAUGAAUUUGGACAGAAUCGCAGAGGCAGUGAGAGCAGCCCCUCCGCCGCCGCCGCCGCCGCAGCCCCGCGACGUGGGCCCCGCGUUUCAUUUACCCAGAGCGUCGAACAGCAGCAGAGACACGUUACAGAACUCCAGCAGCGAGUCCUCGGACACAGAGCUGGCAGAAAAGGAGAGGACCGUCGAACAGAGGAGCGAUGACGGGAACGCGGACGACCCCAAGAAGAAGAAGCAGCGGCGGCAGCGAACUCACUUCACCAGCCAGCAGCUGCAGGAGCUGGAGGCCACUUUCCAGAGGAACCGCUACCCGGAUAUGAGCACCAGGGAGGAGAUCGCCGUGUGGACAAACCUCACCGAGGCGAGAGUCCGGGUUUGGUUCAAAAACCGCCGGGCCAAGUGGAGGAAGCGGGAGCGCAACCAGCAGAUGGACCUGUGCAAGAACAGCUACCUGCCGCAGUUCAGCGGCCUCAUGCAGCCCUACGAAGACAUGUACCCGGCCUACACCUACAACAACUGGACCAACAAGGGCCUCACCCCGGCGCCGCUGUCCACCAAGAACUUCACCUUCUUCAACUCCAUGAGCCCCCUCACCUCGCAGUCCAUGUUCUCUGCGCCCAACUCCAUCUCCUCCAUGACCAUGGCCUCCAGCAUGGGCCACUCCGCCGUGCCGGGCAUGCCCAGCCCGGGCCUGAACAACAUCAGCAACCUGAACGGCAUCGGCACGUCCGGCAUCAACACGGCCAUGUCCUCGUCCGCGUGUCCGUACGGGCCGCCCGGCUCCCCGUACAGCGUUUACCGGGACACUUGCAACUCCAGCCUGGCGACGCUCAGACUAAAAUCCAAACAGCACCCCACGUUCGGAUACAGCGGCCUGCAGAGCCCGGGCUCCAGCCUGAACGCCUGCCAGUACAACAGCUGA